AUGAGCGACGGGACGGAAACACCGCAACAGCGGCAAGCGCGCAUUCGGCAACAAAAGCGUCAAGCCAAAGUCACCAGCAAUGCACAAGACCGGCUGAACAGCAUAGCGUCGAUCAGUGGCAGAAGCGUAGAAAGCUUACAGAACGCUUCUGCCGCCUCGUCGUCGACCUUUUCGCAGUCUCCCGCUUCCGCUCCAAAUAAUGCGAGCUCGAUUCGCGCAUCCUCUCUGUUCUCCUCACAAGCCAACGAUCCCGAGCAGAUGCGUCUACAAGAGGAAUACGUGAAGCUUCUGUUAGGUGGAGAUCAGUCUGGUCAGUCAGGCCAGCCAAAUCAAACAGGUCAGGGACAACAACGACCGGGUAUGCCUGACGAGAACGAUCCAAUGCUCAAGCUGAUGCAAGGCAUACUCGGUGGAAUGAGCGGAGACCCGAAUGCGCCGGCGACAGGGGAUCUGCCAUUCUCCCCGGAUGACCUUGCUAAGAUGACUGGCAUGCCGUCCUUUCUGACCAGCAUGUUCAUGGGAGGGAAAUCCCAGGCACCUCCCACACCAGCACAGAUCAGUAGUGAGCGGACGUGGAGACUUGUUCGAGUCCUGGUCGCGAUCCUUACUGGUCUCUACACGAGCUUCAUUGUCAGCAGUUCCGUUACAACUUUCGGCGACAAUCCGCCUGCGCCUGCAACUGUCCAGAACCCCUUCUUGGUAUUUCUUACUGGUCAGUUGCUGGUUCGUGGUGCUCAGAGCGUACUUACCAGCAAGCCAGCGACACAAGGCGGCUUCAAGAAGUAUUUACAGUACGGGCGAGAAGUCGGCAAUGAUGCUGCAAUAUCGAUCUUCCUUCUAGGUGUGUAUAGUUGGUGGAAUGGCUAUGCUUAG
Messenger RNA from Lithohypha guttulata, 873 nucleotides. RefSeq lists its product as uncharacterized. The record is from RefSeq and is a predicted model, not a curated record. The transcript is spliced from 2 exons. Gene Ontology annotation, biological process: retrograde vesicle-mediated transport, Golgi to endoplasmic reticulum. NCBI's taxonomy places the organism in Eukaryota, Fungi, Ascomycota, Eurotiomycetes, Chaetothyriales, Trichomeriaceae. Bases 1 to 873 code for a protein of 290 amino acids.